AUGCACAGAGCCCAUGCUAAAGACUGGCACGAAGAGCUUGAGAUGUUCGAACGGCACCAGGCCCUUGCAGCUGACCAAGUGGAUGUUCUGGACAAAGCGAACGUGCGUCUGAAGGGCAUUGCGGCUGAGCACCUGCAACGGCUCGCCAGAGCCGAGGCCCGCAUGAAGAAGCUUGAAGCACGACGUGUUCAGACAAAGUCAGAGGUGGCGCAGCUUCAGCAAGAACUGUCUCAACAGCUUGAUGAGGCCAAAACAACAGAGGAAGGAGUGAGUAUGGCACGAAAGGGUAGCUCCAAGACGGCAAGUGCAGGCGCAUCGAAAACGCGAGCCAAGCAGAUCCGCAAAGGAUUUGAGCAAAGCAGCCGGACUGCUACAGACACAAAAGAGAAAGAGGAGAGGGAGGAGCCAGCAGGAGAGCAAACGUCGCAGGUCAUUCUGCUUUUCUUGCUCGUGCUAGUCGUUGCGGUGGGCCCCUACUUCUUUGCGCAGCUCCUCGAUUGA
Symbiodinium sp. CCMP2456 is the source of this 501-nucleotide messenger RNA. The record is from the annotation of a GenBank genome assembly. Lineage: Eukaryota; Dinophyceae; Suessiales; Symbiodiniaceae.